Messenger RNA from Monopterus albus (swamp eel), 1308 nucleotides. RefSeq names its product mitochondrial ribosomal protein L38 (gene mrpl38). The record is from RefSeq and is a predicted model, not a curated record. The transcript has 9 exons. Gene Ontology annotation, cellular component: mitochondrial large ribosomal subunit. The coding region runs from base 41 to 1198 and encodes 385 amino acids. NCBI's taxonomy places the organism in Eukaryota, Metazoa, Chordata, Actinopteri, Synbranchiformes, Synbranchidae.
GGCCACUGUAUAUUCUGAAAAAAGAAAACCCCAAUUCAAGAUGGCGCUGCGCAUGGUUUAUUCUGUUGUCUUGCGAAGUAGGACGGAUUUAGGGGUCAGCAAUGUGCGGACAUUUGUCACAACAGCAUUUCUCUGUAGACGGGUACCUUUAGGUCCAAUGCCAAAUGAAGACAUAAACGUUAAAGAACUGAAGUCAUUAGAGAAGUAUCGCAGCUACAAUCGGUAUUUCAGACAAGCCGAGGAGGCACAGAACAAACCUGCCUGGUGGAAAACGUACAGGAGCUACGUGGAAAAAUCUGAUCCUGAGCAUGGUGCAGAGCAGGUGGACAUCAGUCUGCCGUACUGUCAACCCUGCAGGAUCAAAGAAGUGAAGGAGAGAAGUCAGGUGAUGAAGAACAACAAGGAGAAUGUUGAGCUGGAAAGAGCUGCGCGUCUGCGCACCUUGAAGAUACCUCUGGAUCGAGUGCAGGAAACCUGGGAGAAGAGCAGUGGUCCGUUUCAUAUAAAGAGACUAGCACACCACUAUGGCGUUUUCAGAGACCUCUUCCCAAUGGCAUAUUUUUUACCUCAAGUCUCACUCUCCAUUUGCUAUGGCCAGGACCACAAUGGCCAAGUGUAUUAUGGGAACCACCUGACACCAACACAAGCAGCAUCUGCCCCUCAGAUCAGCUUUGAUGCAGAGGAGGGCUCCCUGUGGACCCUUUUGCUUACCUGUCCAGAUGAGCAUCUUCUGGAUAGUGAGGCAGAAUACAUCCACUGGCUAGUGGGGAACAUACCAGGUGGAGCCAUUCAUGCUGGAGAGGAGCUGUGUCACUACCUGCCCCCCUUUCCGGCCCGAGGAACAGGGUUCCAUCGCUACAUUUAUGUCCUCUUCAAGCAGGAGGGCCCCAUCAACUUUGAGGAAGAAGUCAGGCCGUCGCCAUGCCAUUCUCUGGUGGAUCGCACAUUUAAGACAGUGGAGUUCUACAGGAAGCAUCAGGACAGCAUGACACCUGCAGGCCUGGCCUUCUUCCAGUGCCAGUGGGAUGAAUCUGUCACCAGCACCUUUCACAACACACUCAACAUGAGGGAGCCCGUGUUUGAGUUUAUCCGGCCUCCAGUGUACCACCCCCCACAGGUCAAAUACCCCCAUCGACAGCCCCUGCGCUACCUGGAUAGAUACAGAGAUGGAAAAGAACACACCUAUGGAAUAUAUUGAUUAUGAGACGCAUGCUGAAAGUUGAUGAAAUCUCAACACAUUUUCUUCCAAAUGUGGAAUUAUGUUGGACAUAUUUAUGUUAUAUCAGUAAUAAAACUUUUUUCAGCCGU